AUGUUGCUGCUUGCAAGCGACAACAACCUCCGCUGCCGCCUGCACUCGCAUUCGCGUUUUAGCAUUUCCAUGUUCACUCGAGGGGGUAGAAAGCUCAGGUUCUUACCCCAUGCUCAAUAUUACAGAGCUUCAGGAGAGCAUUAUGCACGUACUUUUAGUUUUAAAGGGGGGGUCUGGGACGUGACGUCAACUCCGCAACCAACAUCCGGCACGCGCUGGUGGAAAUGCUGCUGGGGCACAAGCGACCUGCAUCGCUGCAGACUGGCGGCGGCGGCGGCGGCGGCGGCGGCAGCGGCGGCGGCGGCAGCGGCGGCGGCGGCGGCGGCAGCGGCGGCGGCGGCAGCGGCAGCGGCGGCGGCGGCAGCGGCAGCGGCGGCGGCGCGUGCGCGCAUCUUGGUAGCGGAGGGGGCGGGAAAGGCCACGUGGAGGAGGAGAGCGCAGCGCCGCCCAAGAAGCGGUGCAAGCGCGCAGGCUGAGGAGCCGGCUGGCGGUGUCUAGGUAGCGGUCCGCGGUGGGGCUGGUAGGGCAUGCGUAGCGGCAUGACAAGUAGUGCGGCUGUUGACAACUGUGCUACGUCUGGCUGCGGUUGGCUCUGCUGUGGCAUCGCGAUUGCUAGGCACCUGGUUUGGCUAUGUGCCUGUGGAAACCGACCCCGGCUAUGUCCGGGCGAUGAGGUUGUUCGGCCUCAGACUGUGGAGGGGCUCAGCCCCUUUUCCCGUGACCGGGGAACACUUGUCCAUGGAUGGGAUUCCGCGUGUGACCGAAGUCUCAGAAAAGGACC
Messenger RNA from Chlamydomonas reinhardtii, 781 nucleotides. RefSeq lists its product as uncharacterized. The coding region runs from base 225 to 476 and encodes 83 amino acids. Lineage: Eukaryota; Viridiplantae; Chlorophyta; Chlorophyceae; Chlamydomonadales; Chlamydomonadaceae. The record is from RefSeq and is a predicted model, not a curated record. The transcript is spliced from 2 exons.